Linum trigynum is the source of this 5077-nucleotide messenger RNA. Lineage: Eukaryota; Viridiplantae; Streptophyta; Magnoliopsida; Malpighiales; Linaceae. The record is from the annotation of a GenBank genome assembly.
UUUGUUGGCCAUCCUAAAAAUUGGAAUGGGUUUGCUGAAAGAGCUCGAUCCGGGUCACGUAGUGGGAGACAUUGUUUCCUCCGUCGAUAUUAUUUAAUCAACGACUGUAUGAAGGAUUUGUUUUAGACGUGGAUAGCUGACUUGGAUAUGCCUUCGUUUUGUGGAAAAAAUCUUCCUUCCUUAUCUCUUCGUAGACCGCAGGCCAUUCACUCUCCACCUCCAUCAAACUUGAACUCCUUAAUCGAUUACCUCGUAGCCUGCAAAUCGUUUUCCAGUGGUGAUCUCCAUAGAUCUCCAUCAUCUCUAUCCCUACUCCCUAGCAUCUCCAACCGUCUCCAGCACUCUCUUCCUUUUCCUUUCUCUCUCUGCCUCGGCAAAAAAACUCUUCCCUUUCCAUGCGCCUUUUCUGCGCCUUCCCUUCUCUAUAGAUCGGUAAAAAAAAUCCUCCCAUUCAAUAUCAAUCGGCCAUUCUCCAUCUCCAUAUUCUCACCACAGCUCGCAAAUCUUCCGUUUGUCACCUUUCAAUUCUCGCCACGCGCUCGAAUCCGCCCCGUGAGCAAAAGCCAAACCCUAGAAGUCAAGUCCAAUCCCAGCUUCCCUCGUCCUGUCGUCAGCCGCCGGUAACAGCCCGCCCUCUCCAUUCGCAGCAAUAGCUAUCGAUUUUCCCAGGUACGUCUAUCCCGCUCUUCAUUCUGUAACAAAGCAAAAAGAGAGAAAAUAACAUGGAGGAAGAAUGAGGAACAAGAAAGGAACCAGAGGAUUGUGCUAUUUGGCUGGAGGGGAACUUCGUUAGUUCUAUUUUGCUCGCAGAAUCGCAGAUCUUGUUCUGUCUGUGAGGCUCUUCUGCAUUUUGUUGUUCUUCUUGUAUAUUUUUUUUAUGAAUGCGAAUAUGCGAUGAACAUGACUCCAAUUUAUUGUUGAAUUUUAUUGAUUGUUUUAAUUGAUUGGAGUUGUGUUUUCCACCGAGCAUUUCCCCUAGUUUAAUCGGUUUAAAUUUAUAUUCGCCUAUUUGGUAUAGAAAGAAAGAAGUGAACGGGAGAAGAGCAAACUCGGCUUCCCCUGUUCUUUAAGUUCCUCUGUUCUAAACUUUCCUUUGUUCUGCUAUUUUCUCUUGAAAAGUUCGUCGGAGGUGGAGAAACCUAAAGUCCAAAAUACACCUGAAUGGAACCGGGUCUUUGUUGUUGUUAAAAUGGAAGAUCUCUCCCUCCAUAUUGAUUUGAGUACAGGUAUUGGGUGGCGGCUGAUCAAUUGUAAUUGUUUAUCUUUGUUUUGCACCUCGUUAAUGAUAUUGAUAAUAAUGUAAUGGGAAUGGACAUGGUUCUUUCAAGUUUAAUAAUUAUUAAUUAAUGAUGAAUUCAGUUUAAUAAUUAAUUAGUGAUUUGCAAGAUGACAACAAAUAGUGCUUUACAAUUUGGAUUCUAGUAGUAAUUUGUAGUUUGAGAAGAAAGAAGAAGAAGUUCCAGCUCUUGGCCAUAGUAAGUAAGCUCCAGUAGUUGUUAUAGUUAGGCCUUGGUGGGUUUAACAGAUGAGAGAAGGAGGGCAGGUAAGGAAACGAGAAUCUGUCUGGUAUGUGCUGGAGACUAGCGAGUGUAUUGCUUCUGUUUAAGAAGUGUUAUUGUAAUUAGCACGAAACAAUUUUCGUAGUUUCACUAUGUUAUCAUGUUUGUUGCUUCUUAAAUGAAACUUUGUAGGAUUAGUCCAUAAAUGAGUCAAUUCCUUAGAUGAAACUUCAGUUGUCAUGUUAUCGUGUUUGUUGCUUCUUGCUUGAUUGAUUAUGUAAUUCUUUUCUUUUCGUUUCUUUUUUUAGGAGCAAUGGACGCUAGGGCUAGAAGAAGCAAAGUUUGGGAGAAUUUCACUCAUGUUGAAUCAGAGGAGGAGGUCAAGCUUCAAUGCAACCAUUGCAUGAAGGUUUUUGGAUGCAAUCCUAAUAAGAAUGGGACAGUUUCACUGUGGAGGCAUCUUAAGAUGUGCACUAAGGGAAAUCUUCAAGAUUAGUGGAGCCUUAUGUACUUUACUGUAUUUCCUUCAUUAUAUUUGCCUAAAUGUUAUGUAAUGGUCUCAACUCUCAACUAUCAAGACUCAAGAUACGGGCUCAUAGGUUUAUGAUCAACCAAGUUGUCAGCUUUUUAAUUUCUUGUUGCUCCACUAUUUAUUAUUUUAUUUAUGUUGGUUUUGUAACCUUAAUGAAUCCUCUGCAAGGUACCAACAACUAGGAACAUAAAACUUGUUAAUGUUAUAUUGAAGCAAAAUAUAGUCACUCAUUUGUUUAAUAAUGUACCUUCAUGUUUUUUUCAUUGCAAUAUGGUGAUCGGUGAGUUUGUUUUAAAUUAGUGUAAUAACUAAUUAUAAAAAAACUCGAUGGUUUGGACCGAACAACCCGUAACCCGACCUGUUGUAACCCGCAAUCCGAUCAACCCGAACCCGAUUGAUCCGCAAUUCGAUCAACCCGAAACCCGAUUGAUCCGCAACCUGAUCAACCCGAGCCCGAUCAACCCGCCACCCGAUCAACCCGCAACCCGAUCAACCCGAACCCGCUUGACCCGCAACCCGCUUGACCCGCAACCCGCUUGACCCGCGACCCGACUGAACCCGACCCGAACCCGCCCGAUUGACACCUAUUGGUACUAUUAAUGUUAUUCUGUGUUGCUGGUAAAUCAAUGGCAGAACAACCUAUAACACAAUUCUCUUCAAUUUGCGUGAGAAGAAUUGUUGAACAAGACCACGUUGUAUAUUUAUAUAGUUGAAGGACCUAGCAGUAAUUUUCCCUUUUUGUACCCUAAUACCAAUGUGAGAGGUAUAUAAGGCUGGGUCGUGUAUGUCUGUCGCAUAUACUGAGGAAGAGCAGUUUUCUAGCUGCAUGAUACUAAGAGAUCAGCUGAGAGCGUUUGCUCUCAGUGGAGUAGUCCCGUUCACACCAAAUGAGAAAACCAUGUUAAAUCGUUGUGUUGUUUGCUUCUUCAUUUUUGCUAUUUUAUGUGAUACCAGAGCUUUGAUCCGUAUCAGAGAGUACUGCAAUCAUGACCAUCGGAGAAGAUUGUGGUAAGGGUGGUGUCACCUACGCUGAGGUCAUCCCACUCACGUCGCCACUCUAUCUUCAUCCGUCGGAGAAUCCAAGCCAAUUAUUUGGAAGUGAUCUCUUGACAGAUUCGAACUAUAGCGAAUGGGUAAGCGAUAUGACCGAAACCCUAACCCUAAUCGCAAAGAAUAAGCUGGUGUUUGUCGAUGGCAGCUUUCCACGAUCGAAAUCAGGACCUAGCAUCAUGGAUGAAGCUUGGGGAAGAUGUGACGCCACAGUAAAGGGCUGGCUUAAGACAACCAUGAGCAAAGAGGUUAGUAAUAGCGCCAGGGCCACGCGGAUGGCAUGCGCAAUAUGGGCGGAUCUCACGCAAAGGUUUGGCAAGGGCUCGGCCAACUGGGCUUUCGUGCUACGUCAUUCAAUCAGGUCGCUGCGACAGGAUAAGCUCUUGGUGUCGGCCUUCUACAUGAAGCUCGUGACGCAUUCUGGGAUGAGCUACAUUCUGUCUAUCUCAACCUAGGUUGUUCAUGCGGGAAUUGCACAUUUGAUAUUGCGCGCCAGGUAAGAGAAAGGGAAGAAGCCAAAAGGUUGUUUGACUUUUUGUUGGGUCUGGACGAUGUGUGUGUCGUGGUCCACUCGCAAAUUCUGCGUGCCAAACUAAUCCUACCGUUGACCGAGGCGUACCAACUUGUGGGUACCGAACAGCAGCAGCGACACACAACGGGCGGGAGACGUCCGUCCAUAGAAGCAGUUGCAUCUUGAGUCGACAAGACAAGGAGAUUGGAGAGGUACCAAGGUGCAACCACUGCAAAAAAAACUUGGUCACCUCAAGGAAGCUUGCUACAAACUAAUUGGCUAUCCUGGCCAGGAAGAGAGAAAUCGCCAAGGCGAGCAUGGAGUUUCCCAAACCCCACGUCGAGGAAAAGGCGACGGCAAGCCCCCAGCAACCACAAGCAGCGAACGCCGAGCUCGAGCACAACCCUAUUUCGGGUAUCUCCGCAGCUCAAUUUUCCCAAUGGAAGCAACUAUUGACCACACCAACACCUCCGGCUUUAGAAACAACUCCACACAUGGCUGGUAACUCCCCUGAACUAUAUGAGUGGCUCAUCGAUUCUUGUUGUAGUGAGCAUAUAGUACGCGAUUUUGGUUGGUUAAGUCAAGUUGACAGCACUAGUUCCCAUCCCCCCGGUUUACAUCCCGGAUGGAACGAUUUCAGUUAGUCCUAACUAGAGAUAAUCACGUGAACUUGGUUUUUGCGGGUGAUAUGUGCCUAAUUCAGCACUCACACUCCAAGACCACAAUUGGGAUGGGUCGUCUUUGUAAUGGGCUCUAUUAUCUCCAUCACAUGGAAGGGCAGGGACGGCGAGAUGUGAAUUCCUCUGGUGUUUUCGUGGGCGCAACGAAGGAGUCAAUGGAGCUUUGGCACGCUAGGUUGAGGCACCCAUCGGUUGAGAAAUUUCAGUUUUUGAAAGAUAGUUUGUCUUUGUUGGAUCAAACUCGUACGUAGGGGUGGAAAUCAGUACGAUACCGGUAUCCCAAUACCAAAUACCGAAAUCGCGAAUACCGAAUUACACCCUAAAAUCAAUCCCAAUCCCUAAAUAAUUUUGGUAUCCCAAUUCCUAAAUAUUUUGGUAUCCCAAUCGGUACUUUGGUAUCCCAAUCGGUAUUAUCGAAUACGAAAUUAAUUACCUUUAUAAUUAAUUAUUAAAUAUAUAAAUUAGAUUUGAUUGUUUAAUAUAGGACAAAGAGACUAAACAAAGAGUCUUGAGUUUGGCUAGAUCAAGGAUAUUGAUAAGGAGAAUGGAGGAGAGGUGACAUCUCAAGUUUUUAUCAUUGGUAAUUUUUAAUUUGACAAAUAAGAGGCUGGGAGAAGACUAAUAUUAAUGUUUGCUUUUUGGUGUUAUGAAAAUAACAAUAGAUUGGUGGUUUAGGGUUGUGUAGUAGUGAAUGAGAGAGUCUAAUCGAGAGGAUAAAAUAUACACUAGCUUUUAUUGUUCGGUAGUUCAGUAUACUGAUCCCAAUCCCGUAAUCCCUAAUACUGAAUAACAAUUGAAAUUGAAU